AUGGCGGCGCCCGCUCGGCGGCGGCUGAUGCUGGCGGCGGCUCUGCUGCGGCCCCGGGCCCGGGCCCGGCCCCGGCCCACCUCCCGCCGUGGCUUCUCAGCCUCGGCCCGCGGGACGGCCUCCGCCAACAGCGUCCGCGACACUUUCGUGAGGUACUUCAGGGAGAAACACGGGCACCGGGAGGUGGCGUCCAGCCCUGUCACCCCCAGGGCCGACCCCAGCCUCCUGUUUGUGAACGCGGGCAUGAACCAGUUCAAACCUCUCCUGCUGGGGACUGUGGACCCUCGGAGUGAAAUGGCCGGGUACAAGCGGGUGGUGAACAGUCAGAAGUGCCUGCGAGCGGGAGGGAAGCACAAUGACCUCGAGGAUGUGGGCCGAGACUUAUACCACCACACCUUCUUCGAGAUGCUGGGCAGUUGGUCCUUCGGCGAUUAUUUCAAGGAGGAAGCGUGCAGCAUGGCCUGGGAACUCCUGACGCAAGUGUAUGGAAUCCCCGAGGACCAGCUCUACGUGACCUACUUUGGAGGAGAUGCAGCAUUGAGGCUGAGCCCUGACGAGGAGACCCGGGAGAUCUGGCGCAGCAUCGGCGUCUCUCCUGGGCGGCUUCUCCCGUUUGGACUCGGGGACAAUUUCUGGGAGAUGGGGGAGACGGGCCCAUGUGGGCCAUGCACUGAGAUACACUACGACCAUGUGCGGGGCAGAGAUGCCUCCGCCCAGGUCAACGCAGCGGAUCCCGAAGUGUUGGAGAUCUGGAACCUGGUCUUCAUGGAGUACAACAGGGAGGCUGAUGGGAACCUUCGCCCUCUGCCGCGCCGCAGCGUUGACACUGGGCUGGGGCUGGAGCGACUGACAGCCGUGCUCCAAGGGAAACGCUCCAAUUAUGAUACAGAUCAUUUCACUCCCCUCCUGGACGCCAUUCGCAUGGGCUCGGGAGCACGGUGUUAUCGGGGUUUGGUGGGAGCAGCUGACACCGAAUCUGUGGAUAUGGCGUACCGUGUUCUGGCCGAUCACGCUCGCGCCCUCGCUGUCUGCAUCGCUGACGGCAUCCUCCCGGGCAUGACCGGCCCCCAGCUGGUGCUGCGGAGGAUCCUGCGAAGAGCGGUGCGGUUUUCCUCAGAGGUGCUUCACGCACCCCCGGGGCUCCUCGCCAGUUUGGUGCCGACCGUGGUGGAGACUUUGGGCGAUGUCUACCCAGAGCUGACAAGGGAUGUGACUCAGAUCAUGGACGUGAUCAAUGAGAAUGAGGAGGCUUUCAUGUCCUCACUGGUCCGAGGUCGGAGGAUCAUCAACAGGACUUUGGAGCGAUCGUCAGGAGCGCAGACAUUCCCAGUGGACGUGGCCUGGUCGCUGUACCAGAACCUGGGCUUCCCCCUCGACCUGAUCUCAGUAAUGUUGGAGGAGCGCGGGGUGAGGUUAGACUCAGCGGGUCUGGAGCAGCGCGAGAGAGAGGAGACCGAGCGCAAGAGCCAGUCCAGACAGCCAGGGUCGGAGGUCACGGGCCGGCUGAGUGUUCACGCCAUCGCCGAGCUCCAGCGGAACGGCGUUCCCACCACUGACGACACUCCGAAAUAUUCCUACACCCUCGGUAGCAACGGGAAUUACGUUUUUGAGCCGUCUCGAGCCCAGGUCCUGGCGCUGUGUGUGGACCAGUCCCUGGUACAGGAGGUGGGGGAAGGGCACUGUUGCAGUGUCAUUCUGGACCGAACCAACUUCUACCCGGAGCAGGGAGGGCAGAGCCCGGACCGGGGCUAUCUCGUUCCAGAUCAACACCAGGACUCGCUGCUCCCUGUGGAGGAUGUACAGAUGUGGGCUGGGUACGUGGCUCACCAGGUCACGGCCUUGGUUACCCUUCGUGUGGGUGAGAAAGUCAGCCUCUAUGUGGAUGAGAGCCACCGUGUGGGCUGUAUGGUGCAUCACACAGCCACUCACCUGCUAAACUACGCCCUUCGCCUGGUGCUGGGGGUCCACACAGAGCAGCGGGGGUCCGACGUCACUGCUGAGCGUCUGCGUUUCGAUUUCAGCGUCAAGGCUCCAGUCACUACACAGCAGCUGCAGGAAGUGGAGAGGAUCGCGCAAGAAUUGGUUGAGAGGAACGAGGAAGUGCACAUCGCGGUGGUUCCUUUGGGUCAGACGGCCCGGAUCCCAGGACUGAGGGCAGGACACGAGCUGUACCCAGAUCCUGUGCGGGUGGUGUCAGUAGGAGUCGCCGUGGACAGAUUGCUGAGCUCUGGCGAUGGUGUGUCUGGUUCUGUGGAGCUGUGCUGUGGCACUCACCUGCUCCAGACGGGGCUGAUCCAGGACCUGGUGAUCACGUGGGAACGCCAGCAGGUGAAGGGAAUCAGCCGGAUUACAGCUGUGACCAGGGACCAAGCCCGAGAGGCCCGGGAGAUGGGACGUGUCUUGGAGCAAGAGGUGGAGUCUCUCUGCGUACGGGCGGAGCCGGGAGCCACGUCUCUGGGAGAUUCCCACAGGAUGUCCAGGGAAGUCGGACAGAUGACAAAGACGGUGGAUGAAGCUGUAAUGCCGCAGUGGCAGCGUCGGGAGCUACAGACGAAGCUGAAAGCUCUGCAGCGACGAGUGAACACAGCACUAAGGAAGCUGGAGACGGGGAUGGCAGCUAAAAAAGUCCAGGUGUUUCUGGGAGCAGGUGGGGAGGUCGGGACCCUCAUUGUUGACGCUUUUCCUGUUGAUUCCCUCUCGAUCCUGAUGAAGGUGGUGAACCAGAUCUGUGAGAAAUUGCCUCAAGUGUCUGUGAUGCUGCUGAGCCAGCAAGAUUCUGGGAUGGUUUUUUGUGCGUGUCAAGUGCCAAAGAGUCUGAUGAGCACCUUGUGCGCAGCGGACUGGGCCGUUGCUGUCUGUGCACAGAUGGAUGGAAACGCAGGGGGAUCCAGUGUUGUGGCGCAGGGCUCAGGAACCAACUCAGAUCUGGAGGCAACAUUGAAGUUCGCGACCAAGUAUGCAAAAAACAAAUUGGCAGCUCAGGAACCUACAGUAUUGGAUGCACAAGAAACACCCUGAAAUCACUCAAUGCACGACUGUUUGUGGGACUCUGCUGCGUGCAAUUGGCUGCUGGGUUUUGCCCACAAAAUACACAAACUUCAAAAUGUGAAACACUUUGAGACGUCUCAAUGAUGCGAUGAGGUGCUGUAUCAAAUACAAGGAUUAUUAUUGUUAAAUUGUGCCCCAGCACUGCUGCCUGACCACUGGUCUCAUUCCCAGGAUCACUCACAGACAAUACCCAUAGUGGCAGGUGCGUUGUUGAACAGCAGUCACCUUGGACAAGUCUGUGCAGGUAGCAGUCUCCUGUGCUUGUUUCACUUUGAAUGGAGCUGCAGCCAAAGGAUGGAUAUAUAUACACAUGUGGAGAUCUUGUCUAAGAUUGUUGGUGUCUGUUUUUUUGUCAGCGGGGUGUCUUGACAAGCAGAAACCCAUCACCAUGCUUAAGAGUAUUCAAACCAGACUGAGAAUUCCAUAUAUGUAUACCACCAACCCGUGGAAAUUCCCAUGCGUAGAAUGGAAUGUGUUGUGUCUCUCUGGAAGGGUGCACCCUUUUUUCCAAAUUCCAGAGUAUUGGGUACCAGUUGGCAAGAACAAGGCUUGGGGAACCCAGGAAGUGUGUUGAGGUACAGCAGGAAUGUAACCAGUUAAACCUGGAUAGCUUGCUUUUUUCUGGCAAGCUUCCCUCUAACCACCCUACUCACCAGGGCUUUCACUUGGCAGGUUAACAGUAGCAGAAUGAGAAGAAUCCCUGCUCCCAGUGACUGGUUUGCCUCUUCAAGAUGAUCCAGGCUGGCGAGUGUGCCAUCAGCGGGGCCCUGGAGGACUGCAGGCCCACCUGGCUGAGACUGGAGAUACUUGAUUCUGACAGCUGUAGUGUUUUUUGUGAACCCCCUUUACUCAUUUUCUCAAGCGAUCAUGUAAAUGCCAACAUUUUGCAGAGCAAGACAAUGCAGCGGUUGGUGGUUGCCUUUAGAGUGAGACAAGUGACAUACAAUAUAUCCAUAUAGUUAUGAUCCUACUUCUUGUGUGAGGUUCCUGUAAACUGUAUGUAGACUUGUUUCACUGAGGAAUAAAUUAUUUUUUCAAUA
Callorhinchus milii (elephant shark) is the source of this 4088-nucleotide messenger RNA. RefSeq names its product alanyl-tRNA synthetase 2, mitochondrial (putative) (gene aars2). The record is from RefSeq and is a predicted model, not a curated record. Gene Ontology annotation, cellular component: cytoplasm; mitochondrion. Gene Ontology annotation, molecular function: amino acid binding; nucleic acid binding; alanine-tRNA ligase activity. The transcript has 22 exons. Lineage: Eukaryota; Metazoa; Chordata; Chondrichthyes; Chimaeriformes; Callorhinchidae. Gene Ontology annotation, biological process: tRNA modification; alanyl-tRNA aminoacylation. Bases 1 to 3018 code for a protein of 1005 amino acids.